AUGUACUUAGCUUCGAAAGUCACCGGUGCAUCAUUUGUUAUAUUCAAAAUGAUUACAACACAGAUAUCAUAUGUUUUCAUUUCUUUUGGAUACAUCAUUUUGAAUACUUCGUUUCAGCUUCCAUUUAACGUUACUUUUGGCCAUUCAGGAUUCUUAGUAUUGUGGUGUUUUUCAUUUUUACUUAUGUCAUCGGUUGGAAGUAUUAUUGAAGUUUUGGUGCAGAUUUGUUUUGCUACAACCCCUCCAUUUAUUGGUUUUGUCCUUGUUUACAUGGUUGUCACAAAUUUGUCACCAACAGUCUCACCAAUUGUCCUUUGUCCUAAAUUCUACCGUUAUGGUUAUGCAAUUCCGUUGAAAAAUUUCUAUGAUCUUUUACAAGUUGCUUAUUUUAAUGCACGGAAAGCACAUGUUGGAAGAAACGUUGGUAUAUUGAUUGCAUGGAUCAUUGUUAGUAAUGCAGCUUUACCAUUUGCUAUGAAAUGGUUGGCUCACAAGAAACAAAGAGACGAAGAGAAGAAGAAAUUUGAAAAAGAAAAUUAG
Molecule: messenger RNA, 540 nt
Organism: Candida tropicalis MYA-3404
Lineage: Eukaryota; Fungi; Ascomycota; Pichiomycetes; Serinales; Debaryomycetaceae
Exons: 1
Coding region: 1-540 (179 amino acids)
Cellular component (GO): membrane
Source: RefSeq, a predicted model, not a curated record